AUGCAGAGUUAUGGCAGUUAUGUCCAAACUGGCCGAUGCCGGUCUAGAAAGCGCGCAGCCAGUGGACGCUUCGUUGAGGACUUGAACGUCUGCCAUGUGAAUGCUCCGAGCCAGGUCGCGCAGUCGCGCGGCAACCUCGCCUCUGGCCGUGCCACUAGACGCUGGGAGCGGAGUCUCACAUCCCUGACUCAGCUGGAAUCGAAUGACUCCCGAGAGACUCACCUCCUGAAGUUGAAGCGCUACAGCACUGCCAUCACAUCAUGCGGUGCAGCAUGGAGUCACGCAGCACAACUGUUCAGGAGAAUCCUUUUGCGUCACCUUCAGCUGGACAUUAUGGCAUGUAGCCAAAUCGCCACUUGCUGCCAAAGAGCCUUCGUGUGGCGCCGAGCCUUGGUUUGCUUGAGGCUAAUAGCUUUAGCAGGCUUGCGGGAAGACAUCGUGGCCUACAACUCUGCGCUGGGUCGAAGUGUACAGUGGCAGGUUUCGAUGGCCCUCUUCACAGAGACUGAGCGCCGCCGGCUGCGGCAAGAUGCUUAUUCCCUCAGUGCUGCUCUUAGAAGUCUUAGUUCCAACUUUCCAGAGUGGCGCUUGGCCUCCAGUCUUCAGGAGCAUGCAAGAGCAGCGUCAUUGAGAGCCAACACUGUUUGCAAGAACUCAGCACUACAUGCGAUGGCCGAGUCCUCGCAAUGGCGAUGGUGCUCUCAAGUCUUGCAUGACUCGGUUGACCAACGCUAUGUCGUCGACGCCGUGUCGUUGACCUCAGCCGUUCAAGCUUGUGGCAAGGCAGCUGUUUGGAAGCAAGCUUUAAACAUUUUGCAAUCUGCUGUGGGCCAGCUUGGCCAGAUUUGUCGAGAUGUGAUUAUGUACAACGCCAGCAUCAGCAGUCUUGCAGCUGGCGGGCACUGGCACGCGGCUUUGUCCCUGUUCCUUGAGAUCAAGGCCGGGCGGAUGCAGCCAGAUGCAACCACAUGCACGUCAGUCGUCACCAGCUGCAAGCAGGCAAAGCAGGCAGGCGUGUGGGUGCAGGCGAUUUUCACAUACGCGAAUGCUCGAUCGCGCGCGGUUUGUGCAACGAAUUUAGCGAAAGCAAAGGCUUCCGAGGCCGGCUCGGCCAGCUCGGCCAGCUCCGCAGUGACGGCAGUCCUUGCGGUUUGUGAGCAGGCCAAGCAAUGGCAACAGGCCGUGGUGUUGUUGACGGAGGCGGCGCUCAUGAGGGCCUCUCUUGACGUUCUCUUCGUCAACGUGGCGAUCAGCACUUGUGACAGGGUGUCAAUGUUUCAUCGAGCCUUACUAUUGCUGGAUGCCUGUGGUGAUUGGCUUGUGCAGCCAGACGUUGUCAGCUACAACACAGCAAUCUCGUCUUUAGGCAAGGCAGCUCGCUGGCAGCAAGUGGUACAACGGCUUGGCAUCAUGUUUUCAAAGCAGCUCCUGCCAGAUGCCAUCACCUGCGCUUCGCUGAUCAGUGCAUCUGAACCAGCCCGUUGGCAGCACGCUCUGGCCAUGACACAGCUGGGGUGCCUCAAUGUACAAGCUGACAUCAUACUCUUCAACUCAGCCAUGAGUGCCGUUGAAAAGAUGCGUGAGUGGUGCAAUGCCUUAGGGCUACAAGAGGAGGCGUUCAGAGUUGGCAUCCGAUGUGAUGAAUUUACAUACUCGGCUGCCACAAGUGCCUGUGCUGUUGCCGCAGUUUGGACGCGUGCGCUCGCGAUGGUAGGUGACAGCAUGUCCGUGCACGCCGUACAUGCUUGCAACGCAGCAAUCACUUCCUGUGAGCCGACAUCGAGAUGGCAGCUUGGUGCUGGCAUUCUACAAGACGCCGCUGCGCACAAUCUGGCAGCAGACUGCGUCACCUUCAACAGCGCUGUGAGAUGCUAUCGAUGGGCUGGAAUGUGGCAGUGGGCCUGUCACUUGUUGAUGGAUGGUGCUCGCAUGCGAGUCUCCACGGUUGCAACGUGCAGCGAUGCGGUCGAAUCGUGCGAGGUAGCCCAAAGCUUGGAGGCGGCUCGCUCGGCUCGCAGCACGCUGAGAAGGAUUGAGACUUUUGGAUUGAGACUGCUGAGACCUCUGGCCUUCUCAUGCUCCGCCGUGAGUCAAAAAGCCAGCCGUCGGAAUUCUGCCCCCCCCCCCCCCCCCCCCCCCCCCCCCGAAGAACAGUGCUAUGCUCAUUGCAUUUGCAUUGCGUUCACAUGA
Symbiodinium natans is the source of this 2190-nucleotide messenger RNA. Lineage: Eukaryota; Dinophyceae; Suessiales; Symbiodiniaceae. The record is from the annotation of a GenBank genome assembly.